AUGUUGGACAACGUGACGGAGGAACAAGAGUCGUGGCUCAGUCUUUCCGAUGUGUCGGUGAUUUUCCUGGUGGUGUAUAUCGUGAUGAAGGGCGUCAUCUUCGGAGGUAACCUCCUCACUGUGGUCACCAUCUGUGUGGACAGCGCUCUGCACACGCCUGCUUACAUCUUCACUGCCUUGCUAGCAGAGGCCGACCUUCUUGUCGGUCUGAGCGGCGUGUACGACAUGUUGGUCUUGGCAGCGCCCAGCUUCCUUCCCUUGCUCUCCUGUCCCGUCAACUUCUUGGUCAUCGCGGCCAUUGUGCAGGCCGCCCAGUGCACCGUCCUCAUCGCGCUGGACCGCACCCUCGCCAUCAAGUAUCCUUGCACUAUCCCUUGUGGAUGA
This is a messenger RNA of Pomacea canaliculata, 384 nucleotides long. Its product is annotated as olfactory receptor 7C1-like. Lineage: Eukaryota; Metazoa; Mollusca; Gastropoda; Architaenioglossa; Ampullariidae. The transcript has 2 exons. Bases 1 to 384 code for a protein of 127 amino acids. Gene Ontology annotation, biological process: G protein-coupled receptor signaling pathway. The record is from RefSeq and is a predicted model, not a curated record. Gene Ontology annotation, cellular component: membrane. Gene Ontology annotation, molecular function: G protein-coupled receptor activity.